Molecule: messenger RNA, 691 nt
Organism: Racocetra persica
Lineage: Eukaryota; Fungi; Glomeromycota; Glomeromycetes; Diversisporales; Gigasporaceae
Source: the annotation of a GenBank genome assembly
AUGCAAUUUGGUUUGACCGUUAUCAAACCCCUGGAUCAGACUGGUCAAUUGACCAAUUAGCACAUGUAGUUUUAAGUUACCGUGUAAUUUUAACUGACUGCAGUAUUUUUAAUGGAUUCUUCUUCAUUAAAAGCAAUUUGCAAUUCUUUAUUGCAAAACUGCUUGAAACUCAUAAUUAUGACUCAAACACGGAGGACAAUGAUUUUAUACAUUGUGACAAGGCCACGAUCUAUUUACUUUAUCAAUGCCUCAAAGAUGUAUUUUGUGUUGCUUCUGACGAAAUUCCCAUGAUUCUAUUAAAGGCAACUUCAUUGGUUGAUUACGCUGUAGAAAAGCUGCACGCAUAUCCAUACAAAGAUGUGCCGAUUUCUUGGAGAGGGUUGUAUACCGACGCCAGUCUGUUAAAAAGUGUGUGCGAAAUUUUUUUAGUACCAAAUGUUGAGGAUAAAAACUCAUGGAAACAAGUUAUAAAGACUUUAGAUAUGGCUUUUGUGAUGACCGGUGCGCCUGGAAAUGGUAGGAAAGAAAUGCUUUUUAAUCUCAUUGAAGAAACAGAGAAAAUCUUGAGAAAACUUGAACAGAUAAAUUACCAACAGAGCAUUCAAUUUACGUCGCCUAAACGUACUAUGGAUGACAAUUAUAUAAAAAAUACAGCUCAUAAAAAGUCUAAAACUCAAAAUUCUGUUAUCCG